This is a messenger RNA of Prorocentrum cordatum, 2090 nucleotides long. The record is from the annotation of a GenBank genome assembly. NCBI's taxonomy places the organism in Eukaryota, Dinophyceae, Prorocentrales, Prorocentraceae.
GUGCGUGUGUAGGGUAGUACGGCUGGUCAAGGGCAUCUCGGCCCGAGCUUUUCUGCAGGACUUUGGCCAGCAAGCUGCUUUGAAUGUGUCGGCGAGAACGUUCUCGUAGCUGCUCAUCCUGAGAAAGCUUCCCGCCGAGGUUCCACUGAUUCGUCUUCGCGGGAUCUGUACGCACAGGAGGCCGCUAAGUGCUUGGCCAUGACCGUUACAGACGCUUCGAUAGAUCGGAGGACUGAUCAGGCUGCUUCAGAGGCGAGAGAGAUUGCGGUUUUGCCGAGCACCCCGCUAGCGCCAGAGCAUCAUCUUCCGCUUUCCGAGCCACCAUGUGCCAGUCAUGCUCCAGCCACGGUCACAACCGGGUUCUUGUUCCGGACGCGUCGACAUAUUGAUUAUUUGGUGUUGAUGUUUAGCAUAUGUGUUUGUUGGAUCGGAGUGAGUGUGAUCCAGCCAUACUUGGCUCCAUGGGCGGAAUCGCAUGGCGUGUCGGAUGUGCAAGUGGGGAGUAUCUUCGCGGCGCAGCCUUUCGCUGUGGUGCUGGUGCAGCCGGUCUCAAUGUUGCUGGUGCGCAGUGGUCACGAGCGCUUACUCGUUGCGGGCCUCACUGUGUCCUCGGGAGCCCUCGCCCUAUUCGCAGUCACACCGCUGCUGGCGCACGAAGCGAAAGUCGGCAGUGAUGACGAGGGCCGCUCUGUGUUUCUCUUCGGCCUGCUCUGUGCCGCCGGCCUCGUCGCGGGCGUCGGGGAGGGCCUGGUGGAGACCAGCGUGUACACCUUGCUGCAGGCGCGUUUCCCAGAUGUGUUGGGACAGGUCACAGGGCAUGCUGAGGCGUGGGUCGGUGCUGGUACCAUCGUGGGGCCCGUGCUGGGCGGAGCGCUCUACAGUGCGGUGGGAUUUGCCGCACCGCCCGCGCUGGUCAGCGUCUUGCUGCUAGCUCUGGCGGGCUGCUGUGUUAUCUGGGCCCGUAGGGGGCGCUUGUCCGGCGACGCCAACGUCAUGACGACCCCCAGACCCAGACGCCACCUCAGCGGGGCGACGCCAAAUGCACGACGCAGCCGAAUCGCCUCGGAGGAAGAGAGGUUUGCGCGCGUGGGUGUAGAGUCUUGCGCCGCGCCCGUGGGCGAGAGCGGUCGUGACUCGCGGAACGCGGAGGGCCCUGGAGGCAACCAGGAAGAGGGUGGCGAAGAGCGCCACCUACGAGACGGCUGGGUCUUCAGCGUGGCAGCCGGCGGAGUGAUCUUAGCAGGUGCCAUUGGGGGCGCCAUUGCGCCUCUGAUAUCGAUUCUCUACGAGAAUGAUUUUGGCUGGUCGAGCCAGGCUGUGGGCAUGAUCUUUGGCGGGUAUGGGGUGGUCUACGUGGCCAGCUCGGUGGUGGCUGGAAGUCUAAUCGACAGGGGCCCACGGACACUCCGCGCGGUGUUCGUCUUCGGUGCGCUGGCCUCCGCUCUGGCGAUCUGCGCGGCAGGCUGGUCCGGCGUUUGGCAGCCGGCGUCAGUGAGCGGCUUGCUGUUCCUCGGCGUCGCAGACGGCUGCUUGCUGGUUCCAGGCUUCAGCCUGCUCGCCCAGAGCGCCCCCUCCAACCGGGAGGACUUGCCCGCCGCCGUUCUGAACGGCUGCUUCGGCUUCGGGAGUGGCCUCGGGCCCCUCCUCACCGUGUCCGCGGCUGGCAAGUAUGGCACCAGCCCCGUGAUGAUGGUGCUCGCUUGCUGCAGCACUGCGUUUGGACUUGUGGCCGCUGUAGUCCUGGUUUUGCGUCCCUGUCCCCUUAGCCAGGGCAGCGCAGGACGAUGAUGGAGAAGGAGGGCGGUGGAAGCGGUUGCAUCCAUUCGUUCGGAAUCUCCCCAAAAGUUUGCUCGGUUUCAUGAUUCACACGUGAACCUUGAUUCAAUGUGCUCGCUUGUUCCAAUGCUGCCCCCGCCCAACCCAAAUACGUUACAUAACAAAACGUCCUGACACGCUUGCGUGGCAUUCUGUGUACGGACACAGACUCCGCAUCUCCACACUGAAUGUUUGACUCUUGAAUUCACCCAUCUGCGGCAAUUUCUCUGUGAGUUAUCGUUUUCCCGCCCGCCCGCUAUGAAACAGUUGGUCCA